AAGAAGAAGAAGAAGAAGAAGACCAAAACACGGAAGAGACGGAUUGUAAAUAUUAUGGCGGGUAAUUAGUAGAUCUAUGGUCGUGUGUGGCUGUUCCGUCCGCCAACAAACACUGACGAGAAAGAAGAAAUGUAUCGACUGGCGAGCCGUAGGUUACAGAGAAGAUAUUGUUGCGCAGCAACAACUAGUAUUACGCUGGUUUAACCACAGCCACAUGUUGAACUAAUCCAGGAGCUUCCUCCAACUUUUGCUGAAGUUAGCUUUAGUAUUUAUCUAGUAUUCUUACCUGCGUCAUCAGCGAAACAGGCUGAAUCACACAACCCAAGAAGCCAAACAACAACUCGAUGACACUUACCUCCAGUCGUCGAUCCACCUGCCACGCCGCUGAGUGUUGAGCGUCCAGUUGACCCGCACACCAUGUCCGUCAACGGCAAAGUCCUCCCGCACACCCCGCUGGCCGUCGACUUCUGGCAGGUGCGGAAGUGUCCCGGCACCCGGCUGUUCUUCCUGUCCCACAUGCACAGCGACCACACGGUGGGGUUGACCUCGACCUGGAGCAACCGGCCCAUCUACUGCUCACUGACCUCCGCCACGCUGCUCAAACUCAGGCUGCAGGUGAAAGAACAGUGGAUCCAUCCGUUGGAGCUGGGUGAGCCAUACCUGCUGCCACUGGAUGACAUCGGCAAGGAGAGGCUGACGGUCACCCUGAUAGAUGCCAACCACUGUCCAGGGGCUGUGAUGUUUCUCUUCGAAGGCUACUUCGGUUCUAUACUGUACACUGGUGACUUCAGAUAUAGUCCCGCGAUGCUGCGUGAGCCGUGUCUGAGGACCAACACCACUAUUGAUGUCCUGUACCUGGACAACACCAACUGUGACCCCAACCGCACCCUCCCCUCCAGGAAGCAAGCCACUCAACAAAUCAAAGAAAUCAUCCGCAGUCACCCAAACCACAAUGUCGUCAUUGGUUUGUAUGCACUGGGAAAGGAGUCCCUGCUGGUCGACCUGGCAAUGGAGUUUAAAACCUGGAUUGAGGUGAGUUUUGAGAGGAUGGAGACUCUCAGAGCUCUGGAGCUGCCUGAUGUUUUCACCACUGACCCAGGAGCCGGUCGUAUCCGAGUUGUGGACCAGUCGGAAAUCCGUUCCGCCACUUUGCACCAGUGGAACAAAGAACAACCUACUUUGGGCAUCUUGCCCACCAGCAGGCCCCUGGUCUCCUUCCACCCUAAUGUCCAUGUGGUGCCCUACUCCGACCAUUCUUCUUAUCAAGAGCUGGAAGAUUUUGUCUUUGCGCUUAAGCCUACCUCCCUUGUGCCCAUUGUAGGAAAUGGCGUACCUGGAAGUCUCUCUGCCUUACAGCCCAGCAAAAAACGCCAUGAAAUCUUGGUGCCAGAGUCAGUCCGAAACUACAUGUUGAAACAGCCUCAGAUCCAGCUCAGCUCAUCAGCAUACACCCGUCUUCACAGCAGACACUCUCGACCUCUUGCCCCCAAAGGGGUGGUAUUUGAGUCUCCCGUAAAGGGAACCCCAAGUGAAUGCAAAGAUUUCUGUGUCUGUGGACCAGCAUGCCUGGAAGAGGACGCUUCUGAAGAAGAGAUGGACACAGAAAGUACUGAAAGGGACUCUGACUGUAUACUAAUCGACGUUCGCAAGAAACUCAGCCCUGACAAAAACAGCAGAGCGGCUGGAGACAUGUGGAGCCUCAACAUCGGUCAGAGAGUCUGUGAAGAAAUAGCGAUGGCAGCAUCAGUGCCACUCAGUCAACAUACCCAGAGCAACACCAAGGCCUGCUUGAAGCCUGUCAGGACCAAGAGAAGGCCUUUUGAAACUAAGGCCAGAAUAAACAGUAAAACAGUAUCAGGGGAAACUUACAUUAGUCAGCUAAACAGCAGAAUGUCACAUGGCGAUAACAUGAGUCAGCACAAUAGAUGUGGAAAUGAUCUGGACAACAGCAGGACAUUAUUGCAGAACAGCCCCAGUAAUAAUUCCUGCACUUUCUGUCCCCCCUCGAAUGAGGAGCUUGAAAACAGAAUCUUGGAGAAUCUCACCUUCAAUGAGGAGGACUUUAAGCCCUCGGUCCUCCUGCGGCACGGCUUUGUGCUACACUACGCUACAUGAUGCAAAAGAGGAUGACCUCGAUCAAUAAUGUGACCCGAAAUUUUUGUCUUGCUUUUCUGUGCGUUAACAUAAAUACUAAUAAACCACCAGGACAAUUUUUUUGCCCUUACUUAACAUAAUGUCCUGCUUCAUAUAAUUUUCUUUGUGGUGCCUCUAUUUGUCUGGGUUUACCAUGGGGGUUAUGUCAUCUCCUGAGAAUUUUUGUGUUUCUCCCGGCCCUGAGAACCAGCUGUCUUGAAACGUUUGUCUAUUGUUUGUUUUUUUUGUCCUUCAUUUAUGAGAAGGUGAAAAUAAGAGUCGGAGUUCUUUGAAGGAUCAGUAGAUAGAGACGUUUUUACUGAUGCAAAGAGCUAUGAGCCAAAAUCUGAAUUGAUUUUCAGCCUAAAGCUAAUAUAAAGCGCGAAAAUAAUUUUUGCCAGAUCAUCCUUUUUUUCACACCCCUUUUGGAAUUUUUAUUGAAAAAUUCAUUAUCAAAAGUUUUGUGUCAAGAGAACGUUGCUGCACUUGUACUUUAUUACGGAUAAAACAAACGAAUGCUUCUUGUGAUUGUCUGUUGUCCUUUGGAAAUGUACGCCCCAUCAUAGUUUUGAGAAGAUGCUGUGAAGAAUGAGGGUUUUUUUUUUCUAAUAUAUUAUUUAACAACUAUGGCAAUGUUCUUUUCUGUGUUAGUCCUCCACUGAAGUAAAACGAAACACUCUGCUCAGCAGAUUCAAACUUUUUUGCUCGUGCCCCUUUUUUUUCAAACAAUUGGUUAUAUUUAUUAACAAUGACAUUUCAAUUUGAUAAACGCUGUGAUAAAGUGUGUGUAUUUAAUAAGCGUAUUUCUUCUGACUGUAUUCGUACUACAGCUCAAUGCUUGUUUCUAUAGUGGACUCAUGUACAUGUUUUGAUUAGAGGUGACAAAACCCAGCAGCUUGACUUCCAUCUGAGGAAAUGUUUUUGUUGUGCAAGUAAUACAUGUCGCUGUAAUAUCUAUGUUGUAUGCAGUCUCCGUGUGCCCGCUGUUUCCUCAGUAAAUUGCACCACAGUAAGUCUGCACCACAGAGACGUAUACAUGUUAAGUAAAAGGGUCACAGCUGUCUGGUGUUGCAGUAUUGUUAUCUGUCCAUAAGAUGGCAGUAGUUUGUUACAAACGUCAACAGACGCUUUAUUUCUUACUUCUUGUUGAAUUUGGCUUUUAGGUUUCUGCAGCAUGUAUCAUUUUAAUGAACAAAAAAAUAAACAAACCUAAACAUAGAUAUUUAAAAUCACCUUUAUUUGGUAGCGAAUGGUAUGCUGCACAGGGAUGACUCAGCUUUCAACUAAAUCCCAUUAAAACAUGAAAAUACCCUCAAAGCUGCCCUCAGGGAUUAAUAGCCUUGUUAAUGUCUAAAAGGGACACUCAUUGCUUAUGUUACAACAAUAUCUCUUCAUCACCAUGAGCAGUGUAAUUGCUCGAGACAGUACAGUCGAUACAGCUGUAAAGUCAUUUUUUGGUUGGCCCUGAUCCUAGCAUUCCCCAUUGGGCUGCACUUUGGAAAAGUUGUCUCUGUGUGAGGUUCAGAAUCCUCGGCAGUGUCAUGCUGGGACAAGCGUAUAGUCUCCAUCAGUAGGUCGUCUGAUUGACGUGAGCUGCCAACGGGAGUCUCCCCUUGUGCUCAUAAAGGAUGAAUGAUCGGCUCCUGCGUGUGGGAGGAGGGAGAUCUGGGAUUAGCAAUCAGCUACGGGCUCACAGUCCACUGUGCGCAGACGAAUACUGAUGACCAGCAGCGGAGCAAGUUCACCGAUGCAAAAAAAUACUAAUACCACACUAAAAAACUUACACUGUAGAAAAAUGUAGAUUAUGACGGGAAUGCUGUUAUUUGUUAUAUCAUUCGAUUAUUAUUAUUACUGAUAUGUUCACGUGUAAGCAGCAUUUUACUAUUGGAGCGGCUCAAGGUGGAGCUCAUUUGAAACCAAUUUAUAUAGGACUCAGCUUCUUAAUGUAUUAAUUGUUUUCUUUGUAAAAAAAAAAGGACAUGAUCUACAGAAUUUUCAAAAUAGUUAUUAGACUUUCUCAAUCGGUUAAUCAACUUAUCAUUUUAGCUCUAUUGCCUUGCUGUACUUGUAUAAACUGAUGUGUAGUUAAAUCUGCAGCAAAUCAUCCCAUUUUAUAAACUGUAUAUUUUUGUGUGUAAAUAUUUCAGCCUUUCAAAUAAAAAAGUGCCGUAAAAGUUAA
This is a messenger RNA of Scophthalmus maximus (turbot), 4312 nucleotides long. RefSeq names its product DNA cross-link repair 1B (gene dclre1b). The record is from RefSeq and is a predicted model, not a curated record. Gene Ontology annotation, molecular function: damaged DNA binding; 5'-3' DNA exonuclease activity. Gene Ontology annotation, biological process: interstrand cross-link repair; protection from non-homologous end joining at telomere; double-strand break repair via nonhomologous end joining. Lineage: Eukaryota; Metazoa; Chordata; Actinopteri; Pleuronectiformes; Scophthalmidae. The transcript is spliced from 4 exons. Bases 418 to 2115 code for a protein of 565 amino acids.